AUGCCGUGCCCCCUAGAGGAGCUCUGGCAGAUGGGGGACAGAUGGUCCCGCGGGGAGCCGUCCCGAAGACAGGGCCGCCCCUGCGUGCCGGGCUCGGUCCUGGGUGCCUUCGACAGCGCGCCUUGGCUGCUGGACAGAUUCCUGGCGCAGCUGGACAGUUACCUGACCUCCCGCUUCGAGCACCACUGGGACAACCUCAGGCGCCUAACAGGCUGA
This is a messenger RNA of Rangifer tarandus platyrhynchus (Svalbard reindeer), 216 nucleotides long. NCBI's taxonomy places the organism in Eukaryota, Metazoa, Chordata, Mammalia, Artiodactyla, Cervidae. The record is from the annotation of a GenBank genome assembly.